Cuscuta campestris is the source of this 2384-nucleotide messenger RNA. The record is from the annotation of a GenBank genome assembly. Lineage: Eukaryota; Viridiplantae; Streptophyta; Magnoliopsida; Solanales; Convolvulaceae.
AACGAAUUUAGAUUCCAGUACCCGUUCUUUCUCUCGCCCAAGUUCUUCGCACGGAAGGAAAGAAAUCCUCGCUGCAAAUCUUCACGCUGAAAGGAAACGAAUUGCCAUUCAUCCCCGAUUCCUCGCAGCGUUGGAUUACGGAAGGAAAGAAUUCCCAGCGGCCAAACUCAGAGUAAAUUUGGCCGGUAGGCUUCCAGUGGACGGCAGCAGACUCGGAUCUUCAUCCUCACUCAUUGGAAAUCUGUAUUCAUAAGGGAAGCCGAAAUUCUAAAGAGCACUGAUUUUGAUAAGUUUUUUAUCCAUCUCGAUUGGGAUUAUUUAACAAUUUCUAGGAUUUUUUGUUGCUGUCUCGAUUCCAAUUACUAUUUUAGUUAUAUCCUAGAGUUGGUCAAAGAUUAGUAUGUUGUAUUCAUUAUUUAUUAUUUGCUUCAAAAAGUGAUUAUUUUGCAUAAUUUUUAAUUUCAGACUGGUUCUGAUGAUAUUCCUUUCAAUUUAGCAUUUAAAGAUGUCAUCUUCCGCAGAAGUUGGAGUUUAGAUGUUGAAAUGCUCCUUGGGGCCAUUCAGAGCAAAGUGGAUGAAGAAGAGUUGGUCAUCAUACAGUUCAAGAUAUGCUGCCCACAAUUAGAUGAAGGGACAUGUGUUUAUGUGAUUGGUAGCUCUUUAAAGCUGGGUCAAUGGAAGGUUCAAAAUGGAGUGAAGCUCAAUUACUCGGGUGACUCAUUUUGGCAAGCAGAUUGUGUGAUGGGAAAAGAUGACUUUCCUUUGAAAUAUCCUUUAGGUGCCUUCAUGAUAGGCAUGCAUGCUCUGAUUGGGCCUUAAUUUAGCAAUUCCUAUUACUACAUUAUCUCACCAAUCAAUCUUCCUUAAUGAUUUUUACAUACAAGUACUGCAAAUAUAGGAAGGGCGGAGCACUAUCGUUGGAACAUGGUGCUAAUCGGGAGCUUUCUCUUGACUUCACUAAUAGUAGUCAACCAAAAUAUGUGAUCCUUUCAGAUGGAAUGAUGCGGGUAAUCCCUUAACAAUAUAUGUCUUUUAAUCUCUUGGAUCUCUCCGUGUUAGAGUGUUAGAUCUUAAUCUGUCCUAACUCAUCCCAAAAGGAUCUCCAAGAGGUGAGGUAUGGGAUACCUUGAGUCCCUUGACAUUGCAUAAUGUUGACAGUAGCAGGAUUUUUUUAUACCAUUUUAACAAUAUAUGUCUUUUAAUCUCUUGGAUCUCUCCGUGUUAGAGUGUUAGAUCUUAAUCUGUCCUAACUCAUCCCAAAAGGAUCUCCAAGAGGUGAGGUAUGGGAUACCUUGAGUCCCUUGACAUUGCAUAAUGUUGACAGUAGCAGGAUUUUUUUAUACCAUUUUAAAUUAGCCCUAAUGCUUAUGCACAUUGAACUACACUCCAAAAAUCCUCUACAAAUGAGGUUUAUCUAACACUUAAGCAAUACACUCAGACCCAGUGAAUGACGAAUGUGUGAUGCUCAACAGUAAAUGAUGAAGUAUGAACUGAAAAGGGACAUGAUUUUCUAUGUUAAAAGGAAUUUCCUUGGAGAGGCGUGGGUGUUGCAAUCUCGAUGUUCAAUGUGAGAUCUGAAGCUGAUGUAGGAGUUGGGGAUUUUUUGUUGCUGUCUCGAUUCCAAUUACUAUUUUAGUUCAUCAAACAGAAAGAUUUAUUUUUUGCUGGUGGGAUUUAAAGCUUCUAAUUGCCGAUAUUCAGUGAACAAGCAAAGAUUUCAUUUUUUAACUUAGAUUUUAUUCUACAAAUAGAGAAUGAAUAUUAAUGUGGAAAAUACUAAUUUCACAGAUUCUUUAGUAGCAAGAGACCAGCAAAUAGUAAUAAAAUAAUAUUGUAUGCCUUAUAAACAAUAAAAUUGUAUAGCUCAUAGUCCUUGGAAGUUAUAAUUCUUCCUCUUAUUCACUGAUAAUCCUCGGAUAUUAUUUUGUCAAUUUCUCCUCUAAUGGAAACACAGUGAUAACUCAUCGGGAUAUGCGUUAAUUAAAUUGGAAUGUGAAGGGCGGGUCACCACACUCUAUGCAGAAUCUCAAAGUACAGAGAGAAAAAGUUGCAGGUCAAUAUUUUUUCUUAAUUAAAUAAAUUUUUUAACUUAUUUUCAUUGCUCUCCCUCAAUGACGACAAGAACCAAUCUUUGCCUUUACGACAAGCCAACCAGCAUGACUUUUGCUCUCCUUUACAAAUUCCUAAAGGUAUGCUCUGUCCAAAAUUUAUUAUCCACUUCUAUUUCGCUUCUCCUUCACACAUAUAAGCUUUGUAAACAUUAUCUCGGAAUUAGAAGAGAUAAAAUUGUGUCUGAGCAAAUAAAUUCUUUAAUAUAAAAUUUGAGAGUUUAUACUCUCAGAAGCUGCCAUUUGGCAUUUUGAAGGCACCAUUUUUUGACACGU